Prunus armeniaca (apricot) is the source of this 354-nucleotide messenger RNA. Lineage: Eukaryota; Viridiplantae; Streptophyta; Magnoliopsida; Rosales; Rosaceae. The record is from the annotation of a GenBank genome assembly.
AUGAAGCUGGACAACCAUCAAAUCAAUGGAACGGAUGGUCAUGAUUGGAACAAGACAGAUAAGCUUUUCAUCUGGCUAGUCAUUGCGGGCCCCGCUCUCCGGCAAAACCCCCAUGGGUCCCCCACCGGCAAGACCCUCUGCGGGUCCCACUGUUAUCUUCUUUUUUUCGAAAAAUCUUUUUCUUCUUCUAUGCCCCAUGCGAUUCCCACGAGGGGAGUGGGCGACGGGGGGUCUCCUGUUUCAGCCAAAUGCGUCGCUUUCUCAACCUUUUCUCCUGAUCCAAACGGUGCGUUUCGCUCCCUCGGUGGUCUAAGAGCAGGUGUAUUGGCGUGUGUAGCUUCUGAGAUGGCUUAG